Messenger RNA from Maniola jurtina (meadow brown), 559 nucleotides. It is a transcript of the gene ACBP-like, whose product is annotated as acyl-CoA-binding protein-like. Gene Ontology annotation, biological process: fatty acid metabolic process. Gene Ontology annotation, molecular function: fatty-acyl-CoA binding. Lineage: Eukaryota; Metazoa; Arthropoda; Insecta; Lepidoptera; Nymphalidae. The coding region runs from base 116 to 373 and encodes 85 amino acids. The transcript has 4 exons. The record is from RefSeq and is a predicted model, not a curated record.
UCUGAUAAGGGGCAGCGGGUCGUGAAAAUUUAAUGUGAGAGCGUUCACAAAAUAAGUCACUUUGGUGUUUGAUACCGCACUACUUCCACCCUCGCGAUCUCAAUUACACUCCAAAAUGUCUCUCGACGAGCAAUUCACAAAAGUAGCCGAAUCUGUAAGAAACUGGAAGACGAAGCCCAGUGAUAAUGAAAAUCUCGCUCUCUACUCUCUAUUCAAACAGGCGACCCUUGGUGAUGUAAACAUUGCUGAGCCAAGCGAUUUAGUCUCCAAGGCAAAGUUCAAGGCGUGGACCGGUCGCAAGGGCAUCUCACAAGACGACGCCAAGAAACAGUACAUCGAGAUGGCAGAAAAGUUACAAUCCAAAUAUGCAUAAGCCUGAUUUAGUAAUAAGUUAGUUACCUAAGUUAAAAUUAUUAAUUUACUUAAUUAAAAUCAAAAAUUUCAAAUACAUAUUCUUUUCUUUCUCAACUUCAACUUUGUUUUUAGGUAUCUUACAGUGCAUUUGGCAAAAUACUAUUCUGAUUUUGUAAGUUUAUAAAUAUACUUUUGUAAUAGCCUG